Molecule: messenger RNA, 1422 nt
Organism: Talaromyces proteolyticus
Lineage: Eukaryota; Fungi; Ascomycota; Eurotiomycetes; Eurotiales; Trichocomaceae
Product: fungal-specific transcription factor domain-containing protein
Exons: 3
Coding region: 1-1422 (473 amino acids)
Source: RefSeq, a predicted model, not a curated record
AUGGGGCUGCAACGUUCCCUCGGACCCCUGGACAAAAGGAAGAAGGUAAAGCGCUGCCAGGCCUGCGCAAGAAGGCGAAUCAAGGUCAGUCAGGAAACGCCCACGUCCACGACAGAAGCUGAUCGAUCUCUGAAGUGCACUGGUGGUAUGCCUUGUGAAUAUUGCACUCGUACCCACAAGGAGUGCCGACCCCAGAGCCAGUUGCCGCUAGCUGCGGUCUUCGUCAGUCAGACCAGCGAGUCGAUCGCCCCGAUGGACUAUGGCACGCUGCAGGUGAGACCAAUGGAUAUGGACAUAGAGAGCCGCUGUCUCGAUUGUUUCAUCAUGUUUGCUGGGCAGAAUCAAUUCACAAGCCAAUUUCAGUCCGUCGGUAUUGACCUGUUGCCGGUCACGCAACGAUCGCCCUCCCUUCGAUAUGCUGCAAUCGCAAUCGGUGCACUGGACGCCAGUCGCCGUGGGUCGGCCAGAUCACACCAGGAAGAAAAAUCACUUCUUACCAUUGCUUUUAAUGCCUACUCCAAGUCGAUCAAUGCGCUUCAGCGCGUUCUCACUACCGGAGAUGUCGCCCUGCAGGACGAUGUGCUUUGGAGUACCUUUCUCUUGGGACUUUUCGAGUUGAUCUCCAACUCGUCGGGUGACGGCUGGGCAAAGCACAUGUUGUAUGGCGCUGGCCGGCUCCUGCAGUUGGCAGGACCGAAUCGACCGGUAUCCUCUCUGCGAUGGAGAUUCUGGGAGCUGUUUAGAGGACUUGAGGCCUUAAGGGCGAUUCUAUACGGAGAACACACCAUGCUCUCCCAGAACAUCUGGGUGACCUUCCAGCAAGAUCUCUCUGCAAGCAAGUCAGGAUCAUGGGACCCGAUGGAGAGCAUCUUAGCCUUGAUGAUCCACACCUCUGAAUUCAGCAAACGGUUUUUUGACCUCCUUGGAGGAGUCUCCGAGUCAUACCGAGCAACCGAUGGCUCGAUUGACGACCUAGGAAUUCAGGGGCUAGAGAUCCAGACCGCGAUUUACGAAUGGCACACCGAAGCUCUGGGCAGGCUAGCAGACUUGGAUGGAGACUCGCAGUUCCAGCUGGCCCUCGCCUACUAUCAUGGUCUCCUUCUAUUCUUGUCCAGUAACUACCGCUACUACCCACAUUGGGACGCUAAACCGGCGCCGGUUUUGUCCCAAGCUGAGGCUGAUGGUCACGUUAACGCGAUUCUGCAUUUGGCCGAACAGAUUUUAGAUACAUCGAACAUUCCUGGCGUCAUGCUAUUUUUUCCGCUACGGGUUGCAGGAUCACAGGCACUGUACGCGCCUCAGCGUUCAAAUAUCUUGGGGCUUUUGGGUCAAGUUCACCGGAAGGGCUUCAUGGUUUCCGACCAAAUCUAUGCUGACCUCGUGGGUCUUUGGGAGUAUCAAAAGUCGAUAUACCACUCGUAA